This is a messenger RNA of Magallana angulata, 1441 nucleotides long. Its product is annotated as 26S proteasome non-ATPase regulatory subunit 4-like. Gene Ontology annotation, biological process: proteasome-mediated ubiquitin-dependent protein catabolic process. NCBI's taxonomy places the organism in Eukaryota, Metazoa, Mollusca, Bivalvia, Ostreida, Ostreidae. The transcript has 11 exons. Gene Ontology annotation, molecular function: polyubiquitin modification-dependent protein binding. The coding region runs from base 125 to 1276 and encodes 383 amino acids. The record is from RefSeq and is a predicted model, not a curated record. Gene Ontology annotation, cellular component: proteasome regulatory particle, base subcomplex; nucleus; cytosol.
UUACUGCAAUUAAUUUUUAUUUAUUCUCUACUUAGAAUUUGAUUCCCAAGUGAUCCAAUUUUUUUCAUUUCCAAUUAUAUCCGCAUACGUAUGUAUACUCACUUUAUGAACGUAACUGGCAAAAAUGGUUCUCGAAAGCACUGUUGUCUGUGUUGACAGCAGCGAUUAUAUGAGAAAUGGGGACUUCAUCCCAACUCGGUUUCAAGCACAACAAGAUGCUGUCAACCUCGUGUGUCAUUCCAAAACACGCUCCAACCCAGAGAAUAAUGUUGGUCUAAUUGCUAUGGGAAGCACUGUUGAUGUGUUGGUUACCUUGACAUCUGAUGUGGGUCGAUUGCUGAGUAAACUGCAUCAAGUACAGCCCAAAGGAAACAUCAAGUUCAACACCGCAGUCAAAGUGGCUCAUCUGGCCCUGAAACACAGACAGGGCAGAAACCACAAGAUGAGGAUCGUGGUGUUUGUAGGGAGUCCCAUAGAGGACGACGAGAAGGAGAUGGUCAAGAUGGCAAAGAAACUAAAGAAAGAGAAAGUCAACAUUGAUAUCAUAAACUUUGGUGAAGAGCAAAUAAACACAGAUAAGUUGACUACCUUUAUCAACACCAUCAAUGGAAAAGAUGGAAACAGCUGCCAUCUAGUGACGGUUCCCCCUGGACCAAUGCUGUCCGAGGCCCUGAUGAAUUCCCCGAUCCUAGUGGGGGAGGAUGGAUCUGGAGCAGGACUCUCUGCAGUCGGAUUCGAAUUCGGAGUGGAUCCAAAUGAAGAUCCAGAACUGGCUCUGGCUCUGCGUGUGUCAAUGGAGGAACAAAGAGCCAGACAGGAGGACGAAGCUAAGAAGACGAACCCUGGGGCCCCCACGGAAACAGGAACACAGCCGGCCGAAUCAGCUGGAGGAAACGACUCUGCCAUGUUGGAGCAGGCCCUGGCCAUGUCCAUGAAUCCAGACUCCGCGGACCAGCCCACUCCAAGUGUUCCGGACUUCGGGUCGAUGAGUGAGGAAGAGCAGAUAGCCUAUGCCAUGCAGAUGUCCCUGGCCAAUUCUGCUGCUCCUUCAACGGAAAACACCCCAGCACCUAUGGACGUUGAUGACGAAGGAAAACCCUCGGAUGAUAAAAAGGGAGAUGAGGAUUACUCGGACGUGAUGAACGACCCCGCCUUCCUGCAGCAGGUGUUAGAGAACCUCCCCGGAGUGGACCCCCAGGACGAGGCCAUUCAGAGUGCCGUCAGCUCCAUGACCAAAGACGGCAGCAAAAAGGAUGAUAAAAAGGACGGGAAGUAGAGGGCACAGAGCUUGUAUAUAUAUAUAUGUAUCAAAACGGAACGUUACAUUUUUGUGUAUUUCAUGUUUGUGAGAAUGAGAAAUGGACAGACGUUUAAAUUUAGGAUUCAUAGAAGGUGUCAUCUUAAUGUUUACAAAUUUGUCAUUAAAAUAUGAAAGUGAAAA